AUGGAGCCUGAGGCCAAGAAGCCACCACCUCCGCAGAUCACCCUCCGUCCAUUCACCCUCUCCGACGCCGACGCCGACGCCUUCAUGUUGUGGGCCGCCGACGACCGCGUGAUGCGCUUCUUCGGCCCGACGUAUCCGACGAAAGACGCGGCCGCGGCCCACAUCCGGAGCCACAUCAUCCCCCAUCCGUGGUACCGCGCGAUCUGCGUCGGCGGCCGCACGGACCGGCCCGUCGGAUGGAUAUCCAUAAAUUCGGUAUUCAGAGAUGAUGAUGAUGAUGAUAAUAAUGAUAAUGCGCACCGCGCGACGAUGGGCUACGGGCUGGCGCAUGAGUGGUGGGGCCGGGGUGUCAUGACGGCGGCGGUGAGGGCAGCGGUCACGGUGAUAUUUGCGGAGCGGCCGCGGCUCGAGCGGCUGGAGGCGUUCGCGGCGGCGGAGAAUCGGAGGUCGCAGAGGGUGCUGGAGAAGGUAGGGUUUAAGAGGGAGGGACUGCUGCGGAAGUAUGCAGUGUUGAUGGGGGAGAGCAGGGACGUGGUCAUGUUCAGCUUCUUGGAUACUGAUACCAUUAAUCAUUAG
Molecule: messenger RNA, 576 nt
Organism: Ananas comosus (pineapple)
Lineage: Eukaryota; Viridiplantae; Streptophyta; Magnoliopsida; Poales; Bromeliaceae
Exons: 1
Coding region: 1-576 (191 amino acids)
Molecular function (GO): acyltransferase activity, transferring groups other than amino-acyl groups
Source: RefSeq, a predicted model, not a curated record